GGGAUGUUGCUUCUCCCGCUGCUUCUACCGCCGUGUGGACACAACUCCGCGGGUUUCCCACCACAGGAGCGGCCCCUCGCUUGGGCUGCUGCCUGCUGCUCAUUUGGGAUGUUAUCCCACCUUCGUUCUGUGAACGGGAAGGAAAAACAGGUGUGAACAUGGCGUUCCUUUUGCUGCGUCAUGAGGAAGACACCACCAAGAUGACAAUCAGACAAGUUAUAUCUGUCCUGACCUCAUCCUGACACACCCUCCUCAUCAUCACAGUUCCUGGUGGACGUUUUAUACUUUUUUUUUUAACUUUCUAAAAGAAUCAGGGACAUAACUCUCCAGGAUGAGAUGACAAAAACCUCUUAACCUCAGUCUUCAUCUUCAAACUGAUUUGAAAUUAACUAUCAGGCCUGUGGCUCUGCACGUUGCCGGACGUCCUCUGACCUUGUCAAAUUAAGCCAUUAUGGGAGACAGGAGCUGGGUAUGUCUGAGCCCGGCUGAGUUCAACCAGCUGCAACAGUACAGUGAGUACUCAACAAAGAAGUUAAAGGAUGUUCUUGAGGAGUUCCACGGUGACGGUGUGCUCUCCAAAUACAACCCUGAGCAGCCAAUCGACUAUGAGGGCUUCCAGCUCUUCAUGGCCACCUACCUGCAGAACGACAUCCCGGAUGACCUGUGUAAGCACCUCUUCACCUCCUUCAAGAGCAAAACGGGUGGCACCUCGCCUAACCAUUGUCGAGCAGCAGAAAGCUUACUAGAGUCCUGCUCCAUUGAUGCUGGUAUCUCAAUUCACACCGAGGUGGCCUGUGCCCCCAUCACAGGCAUGAAUGGUAAGAGCAUCCUUUCGGCGAUGGGUCGACAUACGCCGGAGCUUGCCUGCGGUACUGGGGCCACCACCUCACCAUCGUCAUCUCGCUCCUCCUCGCAGAGGUCCCGAACCGGGGCACACACACCCGGGGGGCCUCAUCGCUCUCCGUGUAGCCAGGUCAAGCCUUUCCAAAGCAACAAUAACACCUUGACCCCCAACGCUGGUCCCGCCCGAUCGCCAGUCUCGCCCCCGAAACUCUCACCAGAGAGAAGUCGCUCUGAGAAGCAUUUGUCGCUGCAGAGGAGCCCAGCGCUCCACAAAGGAUCUCCUCAGUCAUUGCCACAGGUGGUCUUCCUUAAGGACAUCGUCUGCUACCUUUCUCUGUUGGAGCGUGGCACGCCAGAGGACAAGCUGGAGUUCAUGUUCCGGCUGUACGACACGGACGGCAACGGCGUACUGGACAGUUCGGAGCUGGACCGCAUCAUCAAUCAAAUGGUACAUGUCGCCGAGUAUCUGGAGUGGGAUUCAACAGAACUACGGCCGAUUCUGAAGGAAAUGAUGGAGGAGAUUGACUACGACCGGGAUGGCACAGUCACCCUGGAAGAGUGGAUCCGAGGAGGCCUGACCACCAUCCCCUUACUGGUUCUGCUCGGCAUGGACGCGAAUGUGCAGGAAGACGGCCAGCACGUUUGGCGCCUCAAGCACUUCAACAAACCGGCCUAUUGUAACUUUUGUCACACGAUGCUCCUGGGCGUGCGCAAGCAGGGCCUCUGCUGCUCCUUAUGCAAGUACACGGUGCACGAGCGCUGUGUGUCCAAAGACAUCGCCACCUGCAUCAGCACCUACGCCAAGUCUCGCAGGCACACCAACGCUAUGCAGCACGUGUGGAUAGAGGGCAACUCCCCAACCAAGUGCGACCGAUGUCACAGGAGCAUCAAGUGUUACCAAGGCCUGACCGGCCUCCACUGUGUGUGGUGUCAGAUCACUCUUCACAACAAAUGUGCUUCCCACGUGAAGCCAGAGUGUGAUGGAGGGGCCUUGAGGGACCACACUCUGCUGCCCUCCUACAUUUGUCCCGUUGUCCUGGACCGCCAGUCAGUGGUGAAACGCGGCGAGGGAGGAUCGCCUCCCUGCAUCAGCCCGGACGACAUCAACCAGAUUUUCAAAUUCUCCCCCGGAGACGGACAAGCCCUGCAGAUCUCACCCUUCCCAGGCACUCACCCGCUACUGGUGCUGGUCAAUCCUAAAAGUGGUGGAAGACAAGGGGAACGGGUUCUCAGGAGGUUCCGGUACCUUCUAAACCCACGGCAGGUGCACAGUUUGGACCAAGGUGGACCAGCAGUCAGGAUCAACUUUUUCCACGACGUCCCAGAUUUCCGCGUGCUUGCGUGCGGCGGCGACGGCACCGUAGGUUGGAUCCUGGACUGUAUAGACAAGGCCAACUUUGCUCGGCACCCUCCAGUGGCCAUCCUCCCGCUGGGGACAGGCAACGACCUGGCACGGUGCCUCCGCUGGGGGGGAGGAUACGAGGGAGGCAGUUUACUCAAGUUCCUGAGUGACAUCGAGCAGAGCAUUGAGGUGGUGCUGGAUCGCUGGAACAUUGACAUAGUGCCUGAUGACAAGAAGGAAAAGGGUGAUCCGGUGCCGUACAACAUCGUCAAUAACUACUUUUCCAUCGGAGUGGAUGCUUCCAUCGCCCAUCGGUUCCAUCUGAUGAGGGAGAAGCACCCGGAGAAGUUCAACAGCAGAAUGAAGAACAAGCUGUGGUACUUUGAGUUUGGCACCACCGAGACUAUUUCAGCCACUUGCAAGAAGCUCAACGAGUGCAUCGAGGUCGAGUGCGACGGAAUCAUAUUGGAUCUGAGCAACACCUCUUUGGAGGGUAUCGCCGUGCUGAACAUUCCCAGCAUGCACGGCGGCUCCAACCUUUGGGGUGAAACCAAGAAGCGGCGGAAUUACAACCGCAUGAGCAGGAAGGUUCCCGACAGGAUGCCAGGCAGCACUGUCACUGACUCCAAAGAGCUCAAGUUUUGCAUGCAAGAUUUUAGCGACCAGCUGCUGGAGGUGGUGGGCCUGGAGGGGGCCAUCGAGAUGGGUCAGAUCUACACAGGACUGAAGAGAGCUGGGCGCCGCCUGGCUCAGUGUGCAAAUGUCACCAUCAGGACAUCCCGUAGACUGCCCAUGCAGAUUGAUGGUGAGCCUUGGAUGCAACCUCCAUGCACGAUCAGGAUCACCCACAAGAACCAGGUUCCCAUGUUGCUGGGUCCACCUCAGAAGACACCCUUCUUUAUUUUCAAGAAGCGCAGCCGGGACUAGAACACGCACGUCUAUAUGCAUUCCCAGCGGUCUCACAAUACAGUAAUGAUUUAAAAAUAAAUAAAUAAACCAACACCAACUAUACAAUAUAUAGUGUAUUGUACAGGCAGCUCAACCAGGUUUGGAACUCUCCCAGUGAUGCCUCCAGUCAACAGCCAACACUUGGCAAACACCUCCCGAGCGUGAAAACAACUGCGAAGGAAGUGAUGCAAGAACGACAACAGGAAGUUGCCUUACUAGGCCAGCUCAGAACAAGUGGCAUGAAAAGCCAUCAGAAAUAAUUAAGCAUCUUGUAUGAACACUCUAUUCUGGAAGUGAAUCAGCUUCAUCCAUUAUUGAUCCCUUUUGUUGAGGGCUGGAUGGCAGUGGGUCGUCUGGAAUGGAAGCAAAUGGCGGGAUUUGUGCAUCCCUUUACUGCAAACUGACUUCGGUGGCACGGACUUAAAAUGUGAAAGGUGAUAUUUAAGUGGUCCAAUUUCUGUACAUCCCCUCAGGGACUAAGAGCCCGACCCCUGCAGGUUUUUAUGUACCAAAGCUAAAACUGUGAUUCCAACCCCCUCCCACUGCCUUUCUAAAUGGAUCCCACUAUUUUGGGAAGAGUCAAUUCGCCUCCCACGAAACAUGAAGCCUGGUUAUCACAUGGAAUGGCGGCUUCGCACUGCAUAUGUCCCAACUGUCAAAAAUUCAGAGAAUAAGUCAAAGAUAAGUCAAAUUGAAGAACAACGCAGUAGUUGUGCUCACAGUAUUUGUAUAUAUCAGUAAUGUAGGAUUAGAUCACAUGUACUGUGCAUACAAUGGUGUUUUAAUAUAUCCUUGUCAUUGUUAGCUCAUCACUUCAUGUCAAUGUUGUUCAUAAUCACCACUGGCCAAGAGGUUUACCCCUAAGUUGAAUUUGGAUCCAUCUUCUAGUCAGCCACUGGAAAUCGUUUUAGUUUUAAAAUGUUAGACUGAUUUUCUUGACUGAAAAGGUUAUGCCUUGUGGAAGUUAAAUACACACAGAAAUACUGGUCAGCUGUUUGGAAUUUUACACCAUGGUCCCAUCUUAAGAAUUAUCGUAAAUCAAAUCUGUCACCGUGUCUAUGUCGUCUUAAUAUUCAGGGCGCUGGUACUAUUGUGCAAAUAAGACACAUACAUAAAACAAAGACAGAAUUAAUAAAUCAUGUAAUGAAAGUGAAUUGCAAAUAUCAGAUAUAAAAGGAUGCUGGAAUCUGAAAGUGAGUCCGCUUACUUCAAGAAAUUCCAGUGAAAAACUAUAUAGCAAAACACAAAAUAAAUCCUUUUAUUUCAAACUCCUUUCUUUGUCAGACCAUUCCCCCAGAAAAAUAGGCAUACAACAAUUGUAAAGUAACAUUCAUGGAUAAGAAGUUCAAGCAUCUAUUUUUUUUUAUUCUCAAUCGUCCUACACAUGAUGUUAACCACUGUACUGUAAAACGUAUAAAAAACAAACUGCUGUACAUUAACUUUGACAACAAGAGACAAAAUACAGUUUGGUGAAAAAUAGACUUACUGCUUUGAAAGUGACGUGACUUGCUGUGUGGGUCCCUCCGUUUGUUAAUCAUACUGACGUACGACAUAAGAACGUUCGGACGGCGUACAAUUAACUAGCUUGCACAGCGGCAUACAAAUACGACAUAAAGCAGCACGAGAAGACACUCAGUUAUUGCCAUCAUGACUUCUUUUCAUUUGAUUGUUUUAUAUUUAUUACCAACAAAUGUUUUUCAUUCAAAUAUUUCAUGCAAUUUUGACAUUACUAUUACGUUCGCAUAAGUUCGUGUUAGGCUAUGGCAUGUUCCGAUUGUACACAAAUUUGGGUAAAGUCGCCACUGUAGCCGCUCAAUUCCUGUGAGUGUCUUAGUAUGUUGUUAAGAUUUGGUAGCAAUCAGAUAAGAUCUCAAGGACAACUCAAUUUUUCAAUAACACUGUGAAAAUGAUCCCUACAAUGCCUGCUUCAAACCAAAUGGGAGACUUCCUGUGUCAAUUCAGGCAUGGGUUUUUAAAGAUUUUUUGUGGAUUGAAUCAUGAUAAGCAUGCAUAUCAAAUUUCACAUCGCUAAGGCAAAAUGCGUUGGAGACAGAGUUAGUGAAAUCCCUAAUAAAUAGACACAUUUUAGUUCUAUUUUGAUUACUGGCAUAAAUCAGGUGGGAGGCGUGGCUUAAAUGUGCACAUGUGGGUUAGAACCAAUGUUGGAAAUUUCAUAAACCAGCACGCUAAAAGAUGGACGUCUCCAUGUUGCGGGUGGGAUCACAGCUGAUUACAAUCCUGUCCAAUCAAAGCAGCUCCUCUCAUUCACUUUUUAUGUGCCAGACUAGAAACACAGAAAAUCUAUGACCCAGGUGUCAAACUCAAGGCCCUGGGGCAAAAUCCAUCCCGCCACAUGAGUUUAUGUAGCCCGCGAAGGCAAAUCAUAUGUCAACUUCCAUCAUUCUUGUGAAAAUUUGGACCAAAAUUUCAAAUUGUUAUGUAUCAUUAAUUAUAACAUGAAGAUAUAAUGAAGAUUUUUGUAUUACCCAACAUUGUGUGUUUCUUUCAGCUUGUCCCAGCGUUCUAUAUAUAUGUUUGGCACAAUUUUUACACCGGAUGCCCUUCCUGUCGCAACCCUUCUCAGGGAGUGAAGGCCCCAGUGGGAUAUGAACCCACAAGCCCUGGUUUACCAAAGCAGUGCUCUAACCACUGAGCUGCGGGCCCUUAUGAACUGUAUUACCCACCAUUAACAAUAGUUAAAAACCCCAUUACCCUUGAUUUCUGAUUCCAAAACAACUUCAUAAAUUUCAUGUGGCAUAUGAUGAGACGAUUAAAAAUUAUUAUGGUUUCUCAGUCAUAACGGCCCUUUGAGGGAAAGAGUAACUCCAAUGAAAAAACGAUUUUGACACCUGUGGUCACAGACACGAUGAGGCAACUGUUUUGCUCAAGUCGAGGAUGUCAAAGUGCACAGAGUACGUUGAUACACAACUGACUUGUCAAUCCUUUUCAACCUAUAUCCAACUGAAUAGUACAGUACAAAAACUAUAUUUUUUGUAAUUGAUAGGCUCUUUUUUCUUCUUUUUUUCAAAUAUUUACUCAUUUUGAAUGUGAUACCUGCAACGUGUUCCAAAAAAAGCUAGGACAGGGGCAUGUUUAUCACUGUUACAUUCCCUGUCCUUAUAACAACACUUAAUAAGAGUUUGGGAACUGAGGACACAAAUUGUUGAACCUUUGUCGGUGAAAUUUAUUUGCAUUCUUUCUUCAUGUACAACUUCAGUUGCUCAACAGUCCAGGUAUGGUCUCCAUUGUCAUAUUUUGAGCUUCAUAAUGGGCCACACAUUGUCUUGCUGAUGUUUCAUAGAUGGCAGUAUAUCUUCCCAAUGGUACCUUCACAGAUGUGUAAGUUAGCCACACCAUGGGCACGAAAACAAUCUCAUAUCAUCACAGAUGCUGGCUUUUGAACUUUGCGCUGAGAACAAUCCAGAUGGUCCUUUUCCUCUUUGACCCUGAGGACGCAGCCAUGAGUUCUAAAUUAAAGUUCUACAAUUUGAAACAUGGACUUAUCAGACCACAUCAAUCAUUUCCACUCCUUGACAGUCCAUCUGAGAUGACCUGGUGUUGAUAUAGUAAAUGCCUUUCGCUUUGCAUGGAAGAGCAACUUGGAUUUGUACAUGUAGCAACAAACACUAUUCUUUGUACAAUUACACCAGUUUUUAAUGCAGUGCCACCUAAGGGUUCUAAGGUGACAGGUAUUCUAUGUUGAUUUCAACCUUGCUACACAUUGAAUAGUUUGAUGGUAUUAGGGAAUGCAGAUAAUGAAAUUUUGAAGUGAACAAUUAAGCCUUUGGGUGAUCCCCAUGACACUCACCUGUUUAUAACUAACCUGUUCAGCAGUGGAAAGUUCUCAACAGAUACUUUUUGAGCAUUUACUAGUCUUUUUUUUUUUUUUUUUUGCACCAGUCCCAGCUUUCAUGGAACAUUGCAGACAUCAAAUUCAAAACGAGAGCAUAUUUGCCCCCAAAAAGUUUAGCAGAUUGAACAUGAUCUUGUUUUGUAUUAGUAGUACUUGUAGUAUUUGUAUUAAUUUACUCAUUGAAAAGGAUUUGGAAUGUAGUAUUAAUUUACAUUUACAUUUUACACAAUGUCCAAACUUAAUCGGCAUUUGUAAGAAUAAUAAUGUGUUUGAUGAAUCAAUUUCUACAAUGAAUGUGAGAGGUUGAUGCUGGCUGUUCGCAUUUAUGAUUGAAUUGCGUCUGACAUCCACCACACGUCUGCUCACAAUUUACCUGCCCAUACCCUGAUCACAUUUACUAAAGUAAUGUUAGACCAGGGGUCUACUCUACAUACUGUUCCGGACUUGAUGUGGUCACAGCAGGUCUAGGUUUAGACCGACUUUCUGCGACCAAAUUGUCACAUGGGUGCAUGUCAAGUGAUAAACCCUCGUUGCGACGGAAUUUUCACCUUGUCCAAAUUGGCAAAUAGCCAACUUUGUGCUUAUACAAAAAUCUGAAUCCACUGGCAUUUACACCUCUGCACAGAUACACAGUGUACAAAAUACCCCCCAAAAAAAUGGUGAGAUGCUGUUCAUGCUUUUCAGCAGGUCGCUUGUAAUGCUGACUUGACAGGGAUGCGUUUGUUCAGAAUUUGACUUUUGGGGAUAACUGUCUCAGUCCAAUGUUGUUUGCAAGAUGCCCAGUGUGAAAUGAAUGAAAUUGUGCUAAGGUUUGAGGCUUUAUGACCUUUACACCUGUUUUCCCUUUAAACUUGCACUGAGUUCACUUCAAACCUGAUACAAAAACAUUGAAACUGUACAUAACUUAAACUUUGUAUGUGAGCGUGUGAGUGCGUGCGUGCAUGUGUGUGUGAGAGUGUAGGAGGGGAUGAUUGCAUAUUUACUAUCGCGCCACAUUUACUGUUCAAACAAUGUCAUAAACCACUAAUAACCACAUUGAAUGUAUAUACACUACGUGUCGUGCCGUCAUCAAACCACAUGCCUGCUGUAACAACAAUAGAGUGAACAAAAUUAGAGGAGAUACUAAAAAAUGUUGUCCUGGCUUGAUUUCUUUAUUAUUUUAAACAUUAAGUGUGACGCAUUGAGUUAGCCGCAGUUAUCAGCUAUAUGUUAUUUACUUAACUUAAGUAACUUGUUGGAUAUUUUGUUCUUUUCUGGAUAGUUUUAAUGAAACAUACUUUGACUUUUACCUGCGAAUUUUUGAUGGAUGGAUGGAUGGAUUUUGAUUUGACAGAGAUGAACUAUACUUGUUAUUUGACUAUUAUAUCAUGUUUCACCAAUCCCCAUCAAUGCUAGUGACGUUUGAGGCCACUUGACCAAUCAAACGGAGCUAGGCUGUCACAUGACCACGCAGUCUCCAUGCUGCAGUUCCUCACAGGAGCAAAGCUUUCAAAGUGAAUCAUUUACAUAAAACAGGUCAAAAUUUGAUAUUUCAUUUAGCACAUAGGACAUAUUUCACUCAGACUGAGGGAGGAUAAUCAGCAUAUAAAAUGAAUGGAUGAACUACAACCAUGUCAUGUGCUGUCAUUUGUUUCUACCUUUAAAAAAAACGGCCACGGCAAAUCUACUUGGAACUUUUUUAGUCCACAUUUGCAAAAUAUAAUUUUCUUGGACAUGAAAGCAGUAAGUGACUGUAAAUUCCAGUUGAUUCAAUCCAAACGGACCUCAUGGAGCUCUCUGUUCCACCCUGUAGAAAAGGUUGUGCCUUUUCUAAAGUAACAGGGGGGAAAACAGCAAUAGCACUGAAGGCAAAGAUGUAAG
Messenger RNA from Syngnathoides biaculeatus (alligator pipefish), 8846 nucleotides. It is a transcript of the gene dgkg, whose product is annotated as diacylglycerol kinase beta. Lineage: Eukaryota; Metazoa; Chordata; Actinopteri; Syngnathiformes; Syngnathidae. Gene Ontology annotation, cellular component: plasma membrane. The coding region runs from base 452 to 3112 and encodes 886 amino acids. The transcript is spliced from 26 exons. The record is from RefSeq and is a predicted model, not a curated record. Gene Ontology annotation, biological process: intracellular signal transduction; diacylglycerol metabolic process; lipid phosphorylation. Gene Ontology annotation, molecular function: ATP-dependent diacylglycerol kinase activity; calcium ion binding.